Messenger RNA from Closterium sp. NIES-65, 1503 nucleotides. The record is from the annotation of a GenBank genome assembly. NCBI's taxonomy places the organism in Eukaryota, Viridiplantae, Streptophyta, Zygnematophyceae, Desmidiales, Closteriaceae.
AUGGUUACCCCUGAGGUUACCUCUUACCUGCAAGACCUUGAUGCGUCCCUGCCUCUCCUCUCCUCCUUCUCAUCCCUCGCCUCGCUCUCUCUCAUCGCCUGCACCUUCAACCCAUACGAGCUGCACACACUCGCGCGCGCGCUGCACACUCUCACGCACCUCACCAUUGACGAUUGCCCGCUCGUCUGCUCCCGCUCGCUCUCCGCCCUUGUGCGAGCCAAUCCCGCCCUCUGUUCCCUCUCCCUCAGCAGCAAACGCUACCGCAUGUACAGCGUUGCAGGGCUGGCGACCGUGCUGCUGGGCCUGACAGCAGGGAAGCUGCUCGCGCUCUCUCUCUCUCCGGCCUGCCGUCCUUCCGCCCUGGCUUGCUGGCGCGCUGCAGUAGCCCGCGAGCGGCCAAGCAGUACCUCAGCGCAGCCUACUCCCACCACCUCUCCCUCCACCUCGCCCUCCACCACGCCCUCCACCUCGCCCUCCACCACGCCCUCCACCUCGCCCUCCACCACGCCCUCCACCUCGCCCACCACCACGCUCCCCACGCUCCCGAUUCAGGGGGGGAUGGAGGAGGAGGAGGAGGAGGAGGAGGAGGAGGAGGAGGAGGAGGAGGAGGAGGAGGAGGAGGAGGAGGAGGAGGAGGAGGAGGAGGAGGAGGAGGAGGAGUGGGCGAGGGUGGCAGCGCAGUCACGCGCAGGGUUGGUGGAGGUGGUGCCGUGGCUGAUGGAGCGGCUGAGAGUGCAGUCAUCCGCCAUGGUGGACGGACUCGAGUCCAUGCUCGCCCCACGUGCUGCUGCUGUCAGUGCUGGGGCUGCUGCUGCUGCCGCCGCCGCCGCCGCCGCCGCCGCCGCCGCCGCCGCCCCCGCCGCCCCCGCCGCCGCCGCCGCCGCCGCCGCCGCCGCCGCCGCCGCUGCUGCUGCUGCUGGUGUUGCUGCUGCUGCUGGUGCUGGUGCUGGUGGUGCUGCUGCUGGUGCUGUGGCUGGUGUGCAAGGGGAGGGGGAGCAGGAGGAAGUAGAGGAGGCCUGGCCGGCAAGCACCGCACGGGUGGCAGCAACGAGCCCUUGUCUGGACUGUCUCGUGUGGGAAAAACUUGACUUCACUGCUGCUCCCACCUCACCCUGCCUGCCCGAUAACCCCCCCUCUACACCUCCUCCCCAUCCCUCACUUCCCAUGCCAGAGCAGCAGCGGCAGUCGUUUGAGAGUGUCGUCCUGGCUUCUGUGUUUGGCAGGCUGAGGUGGUCGGCAGUGGCGCGGUGCGGUGGGGUGGGGGAGGAGCAGCUGAGAGUAGAGCACUGUGAUGCCAACUCCGAUGCCCUGCUUCUAGCAUGCCCAAUCCACUCUCUCACCCAAGCCAUGAUCAUCGCAUGCACCCGUGUCACUGCUGUUGGGGUUGGAGGGCUUCUGGGAAGCUUCCCUAGGCUGCGGCAGGUGAAGGUGGAGGCAGAGAAGGUGUCUGAGAGGACGAGGUGGGAGCUGCAGCGUGCUGGUGUGGUGGUGAGGGGAGUCUGA